Molecule: messenger RNA, 4702 nt
Organism: Etheostoma cragini (Arkansas darter)
Lineage: Eukaryota; Metazoa; Chordata; Actinopteri; Perciformes; Percidae
Gene: adgrg6
Product: adhesion G protein-coupled receptor G6
Exons: 31
Coding region: 1-4521 (1506 amino acids)
Biological process (GO): heart trabecula formation; myelination in peripheral nervous system; adenylate cyclase-activating G protein-coupled receptor signaling pathway
Cellular component (GO): membrane
Molecular function (GO): G protein-coupled receptor activity; laminin binding
Source: RefSeq, a predicted model, not a curated record
AUGCAUCAGUGGAGGUUGUUCCCCCUUUCUUUUUUUAAAGUUCAUGAAUGUAUCAUCCUACCAUCACCUCCAGUGCUGGGCUGCAGCUCCACGAACUGUAUCGCGACGCUGACGGACGCCCAGGGGGAGUUCACAUCGCCCUGCUACCCCGAGAAAUACCCCAAUUUGCUGACGUGUAAGUGGACGCUGCAGGCCCCCGCCGGCUUCAUCAUCCAGCUCUCCUUCCUUGACUUUGACCUGGAGGAGGCGCGGGGCUGCAUCUACGACUGGGUGGUGGUGAACACAGGAACCGCGGAUGUUAAGUUCUGCGGCCUGACAGCCAACGGGCUGACGCUGAACUCGACGGGAAACGUGAUGGAGCUGUCCCUUACCUCCGACUUCAGCGUGCAGAAGAGGGGGUUCAGUGUUAGCUUCAGACACGUUGCCGUGGCGCUGAGGAACCAGAAGGUCGCCAUAUCCGGAAACGGCCAGGUCACCGAGGUCGCCAACUCCGUUACCAUACCAACGCUCAAUCAGCUCACCAUCUGCUUCGAGUUGGAGCGCAGCACUACCCAGAAAACGAAAGAGUGGAUCUUCAGCUACCACGACAGCAGCAACAACGUGGCGCUGAGUCUGGGGGCCGACCAGUCCGGCAUGAACAUGAUUGUUAACUCGGUGGUGUGCCCGAUCGACUCUAUCAUCUCCUCCGCUGACUUCACCACCACCAUGAAGCCUUUCUGCGUGCUCUGGACAUCAUCCAACGGCCGUGUGGCGGUCUACUUCAACAGGAACUACAGGGCCAAAACCUGCUCUUCUUCUACUGGACACUCUGUACCAGCCGGGGGACAGUUCCGGUUAGGAGGGCAGCAAAGCUUCGAUGGGAACAUCUAUAACCUCCGGCUGUGGAACUACGCCAUGACGGUGCAGGAGCUCAACGCGUUGAGCUGCGACGUGGUGGGGAACGUCAUUGACUGGGACAACAGCCAGUGGACCAUCCCGUCCACCGUGGCCCAGACCGACACCACGCUCAGCUGCAGUGUCACCCCGCCCAACAACACACCACUCACUACCAGCUGUGACUCUCCAAGACUGGGCUGCCCAGUUCUUCCUUCCAUCUCUACAUCUGCAUCCACCAUCCCCACCACUAGCAUGCCUCUAACCCCCACCAUCCGUACAACCAGCACCACCACCAGCACCAGCAUAACCAGCUCCUCUUCUGGUAAGGCUUCAUCUGCUUUGCUGCGCUCCCAACAGGCUACCAGCAACACAUCAACUGCCUUAUCCGCUACAACUAACCAACCAGCUACUAACCCCACAACGCCUGGUAAGAGCAAAAAUACUGGAGUGAAACUACACCACAAGACUGACUUCUGUAAAAGCUUUAUAUACAGAAUGCUUAAUGCUGCUUUGAGUGCAUGCAGUUUUAUGUUGGGUGGAAAAAAAUGCCGGCAACAGGUACCAGUUAAUCAGCCUGAACCCCUGUCCUACCAGUCCAAGACUCUGGCUGCUGGUCCUAAUGCUCGCAACAGAAGACGGGAGGAAGAGGCCGACUGGAGGAAGGCGUUCAGCUUCCACAAGUGCACCGCCCAGCCUACAUCACAACCAAACCUGGCAGACAAGGAGACCCGUCCAACCACCCAAGAGUCAGAGCUCCUUCCUGAAUCAGGGGUUUUAGUCUUGUCCCAGGAGUCAUCUCCAUGGCAACGUAGGGAUGAAGCGUUGGAUACAAAGGAAUCUGCCUCAGCAGCGGGGGCGGCACCCCUGGCAUCAUCAUCUUCAUCAUUGUUGUCGUCAAUAUCGGUGCUAAGCAACAGAAAGAACAAACCUGUGGCGCCGCAGUGGUCGUUGCUGAGCAUGAGCGGAGGGGAAAACCAAACAGUUGCCAAAGGUAACUGGACAGAUCUACUGGAGCCACAGGGCGAUGAAUAUUCUUCAGGAUCUGAACCGUUUGUGUAUGAUUUGACUGAGCUCUCGGCGGAGAGUGGUUCUUUCAGCUUGUUUGAGUUUGAUGCUGCCUAUGCCUUGGAUCAACCCGCCACCAUCUUGCCAGCUUUCGACAACCCUGACGGCCCAAAUGACCAAUCAGUCAACAGAUCAGACCGUCAUGAGGCGUUGUUCUACCGUGUUUCCUUCGUGGUGGAUGGCGGCGGCUCGGCGCUGCCCCAGGCGGAUGUGGAGCGAGCUGUUGCCCUCUGGCUAAAUCAGACGUUUCAGAACUGGACCCACGCAGUCUCCGUAGACUCCCUCAGUGUGCAGCCUGGUGUACAGAGCGGAGGAUACCCCACCAGUUACACGUGCCGGGCGCUGCUGGUUUACGACUACAUCGCCAACCAGAGUCUGGGGGCAGCGGCCGUGUCGGCGCAGCUGUCCAGCAGGAAGGGGCUGAUGGGGGCCGGCCUGCAGCUCCGCCCCGCCUCCACCUCCGUCACAUUGAUCGAAAAUUGUCAGGAGGAGAACCUGCUCCACUACCGCUGGCCGGCGAGCCGACCGACGGUCACUCAGCUGCUGCCCUGCUUCCCCAACAAGGAGCAGAGCACCUCCAGGACCUGUUUGAUCAGUCUGCAGAACUUCUCCUCCUACUGGUCGGCUGCAGACAUCAGUAACUGCACGGACAUCGACACCAUCCAGGUCUCGGCAGAAAAUGCGGCCGAGGUGGCGGUGCAGCUUGCCGUCAUCACCAACAACGAGUUGUCCAACGAAGAGGUGUCGAAGGUGGUGUCGAAGGUGAAGCAGCUGGUGAACGUGGCGAGGAUCAACGGCACGUUGGCGUCCACCGUGGUCACCAUCAUCUCCAACAUCAUGGCCAGCUCUGAGACGGCGCUAGCCAACAGCUCCGAGGGACCUUCCUCCCCAUCCCUGCAGGGGAAGGUUGACUUUGAGUCGGAGAGGAUGAGUCCUCUGGGUCAGGUGACCCUCCCUGCCUCCCUGCUGUCCGGCGUCUCUCUGAGUGAAUCAGAGCGAUCGUCUCUGUCUCGGAUCAACUUCCUGUUCUUCAGCAGCACAACCCUGUUCCAGAAAGAGCAGGACGGCCGCUCGCUGAACAGCUUUGUGGUGGCAAGCAGCGUCGGGAACUUCUCCAUCAGAAACCUGAAGGAGCCGGUGGAGAUCCAUAUCGCUCACCUCUCGGAACAGCCCAACCUGACGCCAGUCUGCAUGUUCUGGGACUUCAGCAUGAACUAUGGAGCCGGAGGCUGGAACGAAGACGGCUGCCUAGUGUCCAAAGACUCCAGCGUCAACACGACCGUGUGUCUGUGUGACCACCUCACACACUUUGGCAUCCUCAUGGACAUUUCUGGAACCGCGCCCCACAUCGACCACCAGAACAACAAGAUCCUGACCUUCAUCACCUACGUCGGCUGCGGCCUCUCGGCCAUCUUCUCCGCCGCCACGCUGCUCACCUACCUCGCCUUCGAGAAGCUGCGGCGGGACUACCCCUCGAAGAUCCUGAUGAACCUCAGCACGGCGCUGCUGUUCCUGAACAUGGUCUUCCUAUUAGAUGGCUGGCUGGCCAAUCAGCAGAGGGACUGGCUAUGUGUGUCUGUGGCCGUCGUGCUGCACUACUUCCUGCUGGCGUCCUUCACCUGGAUGGGCCUGGAGUCGGUCCACAUGUACAUCGCUCUGGUCAAAGUCUUCAACACCUACAUCCGCCGAUACAUCCUCAAGUUCUGCAUCCUGGGAUGGGGUCUCCCGGCAGUGUUGGUUGGGCUAGUCGUCACCGUGAAUAAAAACUCGUACGGCCUGCAGGAGUACGGCAAAGGAGAGUCGGGGGAAGGAUCCUCAAAGUUCUGCUGGAUCCAGAACUCGGCUGUCUUCUACUCCACCGUGGUGAGCUACUUCUGUCUGGUGUUCUUGCUCAACGUGGCCAUGUUCAUCGUGGUGAUGAUGCAGAUCUGCGGACGCAACGGCAAACGGAGCAACCGCACGCUGCGGGAGGAGGUGCUGAGGAACCUGCGCAGCGUCAUCAGCCUGACCUUCCUGCUGGGGAUGACGUGGGGCUUCGCUCUGUUCGCCUGGGGGCCCGUCAACCUGGCCUUCAUGUACCUGUUCUCCAUCUUCAACUCCCUGCAGGGUCUGUUCAUCUUUAUCUUCCACUGUGCGAUGAAAGAAAACGUCCAGAAGCAGUGGAGGAGAUACCUCUGCUGCGGCCGAUUCAGACUGUCUGACAACUCAGACUGGAGUAAGACGGCCACUAACAACACAAAGAAGGUGAGCUCAGACAACCUGGGGAAGUCUCUGUCCUCCAGCUCGUUCGGCUCCAGCUCGGCUAACUGGACGUCCAAAGCUAAAGCUACGCUCAACCCGUUCACCAAGCGCCAUAGCAACACAGAUAAAUGUUACUCCAACCAGACCGGCCCCAAGUGCGUCUCCUCAUGCUCCACCUCCUCAGAGGUGGAACCCAACUCCUCCUCCUCUUCCUCCUCCUCCAUCCUCCCCGUCAGCCAGAUGAUCGACAAGGUGAAAGGAUACUGCUCCACGCGCUCUGACAACUUCUACAAGAACAUCAUCAUGUCGGACAGCUUUGCCAACAGCACCAGGUUCUAGAGAUUUCUGGAGCCUCCUUUGUGAUGUGGAACUGCCCUGAAUAGUUCAAGAAAAUGUUGGGACAUCUGGCUUUUAAUUGGCAGACCAAUUACAAAGGAGACUUCUGUUUAAGGUUCCAAUGUGAAGCGUAACACUGGAGCCUGCCUCGCUGUUCAGGAACUCACCACAAUGUUAUUUAAGG